GACCAGCUCCAGCAGAAGAUCAUAUGCCCUGGGCCGGUGACCUGCCUGACGGCGUCUCCCAACGGGCUCUACAUCUUGGCUGGGGUGGCUGAGAGCAUCUACCUGUGGGAGGUCUCCAAUGGGACCCUCCUGGCCAUCCUGAAUCGGCACUACCAGGACCUCACCUGCCUCUGCUUCACUGACGACAGCAGCCACUUUCUGUCGGGGGCCAAGGACUGCCUGGCGCUGGUGUGGAACCUCUACAGUGUCCUGCAGGCAGAGCCCUCCCAGAUCCCCGACCCGCGCCACGUGUGGUCCCGGCACAGCCUCCCCAUCACGGAUCUGUGCUGCGGCUUUGGGGGGCCCUUGGCGCGAGCUGCCACAGCCUCUCUUGACCAGACAGCAAAGCUCUGGGAGGUCUCCUCUGGGGAGCUCCUGCUUUCCGUCCUCUUCGACGUGGGGAUCAUGGCCGUGACCCUGGACCUCUCUGAGUACCACAUGUUCUGCGGCGGCAUGGAUGGGUCCAUCUUCCAGGUCGACCUCUGUGCCUGGCCAGUGCAGCGAGACCAGACCUUCCAGACAGAGCCGGAGAACGGGAAGAUCUUCAAAGGGCACAGGAACCAGGUGACGUGUCUGUCGGUUUCUACGGACGGCAGUUUGCUGCUCUCGGGCUCACACGACGAAACAGUCCGGCUGUGGGACAUCCAGAGCAAGCAGUGCCUGAAGACGAUGAAUCACAAAGGUAGGCAUGCCUUUAUC
This is a messenger RNA of Mesitornis unicolor (brown roatelo), 738 nucleotides long. It is a transcript of the gene WDR18, whose product is annotated as WD repeat domain 18. The record is from RefSeq and is a predicted model, not a curated record. Gene Ontology annotation, molecular function: protein binding. The transcript has 6 exons. Gene Ontology annotation, cellular component: nuclear pre-replicative complex. Gene Ontology annotation, biological process: DNA-templated DNA replication; rRNA processing. The annotation marks the transcript as partial. Lineage: Eukaryota; Metazoa; Chordata; Aves; Mesitornithiformes; Mesitornithidae.